UUAUAUUAAAUAUCCGAAUAGUUAUUACCUAGUUUCGGAAUACGGACAAAGAGUGUUCGGAGAGGUUUAGGGUUUAAUCGACCUGAAGUGUAUUGCAAUUCUCGAAAGUGAGACUCUCUCCGUAGCUGAUAUUGCAAGAGAGAGAUUCUGAAGAUGGGAAAGGUAAAGAGGGUGAUAAAAAAGGGGCUGGGGGAAAUGGGGUUCAACGCUGGAGGCGGAGCCAUAAACUGGUUCCCAGGCCACAUGGCGGCAGCCACCCGCGCCAUCAGGGAGCGGCUCAAGCUGGCUGACCUGGUCCUCGAGGUCCGUGACGCUCGUAUUCCCUUGUCCUCCGCCAACCAGGACCUCCAGCCCCAUCUCUCCUCCAAACGCCGCAUCCUUGCCCUCAACAAGAAAGACUUGGCCAACCCCAAUAUCAUGCAUAAAUGGAUUCAUUACUUCGAUUCGUGCAAGCAAGACUGUAUUGCCAUAAAUGCGCAUAGCAAGAGUUCUAUUAAGAAGCUUCUUGAUCUUGUGGAGCUCAAACUGAAGGAAGUUAUUGCAAGGGAGCCCACUCUUCUUGUUAUGGUGGUUGGCGUUCCUAAUGUUGGGAAGUCUGCUUUAAUUAAUUCAAUCCAUCAGAUUGCAUCAUCCCUCUUUCCUAUGCAGGGGAAGAUGAAGCGAGCUACAGUGGGCCCAUUGCCUGGUGUUACUCAGGAUAUUGCUGGAUACAAGAUUGCACAUCAGCCAAGCAUAUAUGUCCUAGACAGUCCAGGUGUAUUGGUUCCAAGUAUACCUGACAUAGAGACAGGACUAAAGCUAGCUCUUGCAGGGUCUGUGAAAGACUCGGUCGUUGGUGAGGAGCGUAUUGCUCAAUACUUGUUGGCAGUUCUAAAUACCAGAGGAACUCCCCUUCAUUGGAUCCACCUGAACAACAGGAGACUGGAAGGGAUUAAAUUUGAUUCCGAGGGGAAACAUGAGUAUAGCCUUAAAGAUCUUCGGCCCAAAAGGAGGAAGCCACCAAAUAACUCUGAUGUGCUUUAUAUUGAGGAUAUUGUAACAGAAGUCCAAUGUGCCUUGUAUUUAACUCUAUCAGAAUUCACUGGUAAUGUGGAAGAUGAGGGUGACUUGGAGGGUCUUAUAGAGCAGCAGUUCGAAGCACUACAGAAGGCAUUUAAGAUACCUCAUAAGGCCUCAGAAGCUCGUCUGAUGAUAUCAAAAAAGUUUCUUACUUUAUUUAGGGCAGGUAAACUCGGUCCUUUCAUUCUUGAUGAUGUUCCCGAUGCCAACUGUGUAUCAUGAGUUCUCUUCAAUUUCCCAAGGGUUCUCUACCUUUAUACAUAAUGAUUGUGUUUCCGUCACCUGUCUUUUAUUAGUUCUCAUACUUUCUGUUUCUUUUCUUCACUCACAGUACAUUUACCGUAGUAUCACUUAUAUCAAUGAUGUCUCAUAUACUUCAAUUGUAUUGCAAUGAUAAGUCAGACAGAUUGUUUGGGUUA
This is a messenger RNA of Juglans microcarpa x Juglans regia, 1478 nucleotides long. RefSeq names its product short integuments 2, mitochondrial. NCBI's taxonomy places the organism in Eukaryota, Viridiplantae, Streptophyta, Magnoliopsida, Fagales, Juglandaceae. The coding region runs from base 154 to 1281 and encodes 375 amino acids. The record is from RefSeq and is a predicted model, not a curated record. The transcript is spliced from 7 exons. Gene Ontology annotation, cellular component: mitochondrion. Gene Ontology annotation, molecular function: GTP binding; GTPase activity.